This is a messenger RNA of Diachasma alloeum, 669 nucleotides long. RefSeq lists its product as uncharacterized. The transcript has 4 exons. NCBI's taxonomy places the organism in Eukaryota, Metazoa, Arthropoda, Insecta, Hymenoptera, Braconidae. The record is from RefSeq and is a predicted model, not a curated record. The coding region runs from base 1 to 669 and encodes 222 amino acids.
AUGGACGCAGUGAAAGACUGCAUCGAGUGCAUAAAUCCCCACUGGAUAGCGAUGGUCGGCGCAGGGAUGUACGCUCACAUCAGGCAAAUUUGUAUAAUAGGAUUGUGCUUUGAAAAUGAAAACCUCGCGCCUUUUCAACCGACCUAUGCUUCUCUCAUCUUUACAUUUUCCGUUCUGUCCCUACUCGCUGAGUUCAAACCCUGGCCUUCUUCACUCAAAGAACCACCGGUGCAAUUGUUGUAUAUUUAUGAGAUGCUCGUAGCAGCACUGGUGACAAAUUUAUCGACUCGUGCCGUCUGGAUGCCGAUGAUAAGUUCACUCUGGUGUCUCACCCAAGAAUCGAGCAAAUUCCUCUAUUGGAUCAACUCAUACGCCGGUCUUGACAGUUACUCCCCCGUAACCCAAGUGGCCUACUACCUGACGAAAGAAGACGCGGUCACUCACAUGAGUCUCUGCAUGUCGGUCCUCUCAUUCGUCUGGAUGCUAGACGCCACAGAGUCCCUCGAUGCCAUCCUCGAUAGCUGGGCCAAAGUGGAGGCUAAGGUGUCGAGGCUGUUUAGAAAGCGUCUGAGGAAACGGAGGAUCUGUUUCGAGGAUCCUGAGGUCACCGAUUGGUUCUUUUAUGAUGCCGCACGGCACUCCAUAUCACGGUCAUCUACGGACUCAUGA